Molecule: messenger RNA, 8258 nt
Organism: Grammomys surdaster
Lineage: Eukaryota; Metazoa; Chordata; Mammalia; Rodentia; Muridae
Gene: Fbxl20
Product: F-box and leucine rich repeat protein 20
Exons: 15
Coding region: 38-1354 (438 amino acids)
Biological process (GO): SCF-dependent proteasomal ubiquitin-dependent protein catabolic process
Cellular component (GO): SCF ubiquitin ligase complex
Molecular function (GO): protein binding
Source: RefSeq, a predicted model, not a curated record
CUGCCCCAACCUAGAGACGUCUAGAGAGAGGAGGAAAAUGGCUCCGAGCAGGGACCGCCUGCUGCACUUUGGGUUCAAGGCGACAAUGUUCUCAAACAGUGAUGAGGCUGUAAUCAAUAAAAAACUUCCCAAAGAACUCCUGCUGAGGAUAUUUUCUUUCCUGGAUGUCGUUACCCUGUGUCGCUGUGCUCAGGUCUCCAGGGCCUGGAAUGUCCUAGCUCUGGAUGGCAGUAACUGGCAACGGAUAGACCUGUUUGAUUUCCAGAGGGACAUUGAGGGCCGAGUAGUGGAAAAUAUCUCAAAACGAUGUGGAGGCUUUUUACGAAAGUUAAGUCUUCGUGGGUGUCUCGGAGUAGGAGACAAUGCAUUAAGGACCUUUGCACAAAACUGUAGGAAUAUUGAAGUACUGAGUCUCAACGGAUGUACAAAGACGACAGAUGCUACCUGCACUAGCCUUAGCAAGUUCUGCUCCAAACUCAGGCACCUCGACUUGGCUUCCUGUACAUCAAUAACAAACAUGUCUCUCAAAGCUCUGAGUGAGGGCUGUCCACUGUUGGAGCAGUUGAACAUUUCCUGGUGUGACCAAGUAACCAAGGAUGGCAUUCAAGCACUAGUGAGAGGCUGUGGGAGUCUCAAGGCCUUAUUCUUAAAAGGCUGCACUCAGCUGGAAGAUGAAGCUCUCAAGUACAUAGGUGCACACUGCCCUGAGCUGGUGACAUUGAACUUACAAACUUGCUUACAAAUCACAGAUGAAGGUCUCAUCACCAUAUGCAGAGGAUGUCAUAAGUUGCAGUCCCUCUGUGCCUCUGGGUGCUCCAAUAUCACAGAUGCCAUCCUGAACGCUCUAGGUCAGAACUGCCCUCGGCUUAGAAUAUUAGAAGUGGCCAGAUGUUCCCAGUUAACAGAUGUGGGCUUCACUACCCUGGCCAGGAAUUGCCAUGAACUUGAAAAGAUGGACCUUGAAGAAUGUGUGCAGAUCACAGAUAGCACAUUAAUCCAACUUUCAAUACACUGUCCUCGACUCCAAGUGUUGAGUCUUUCUCACUGUGAGCUGAUCACGGACGAUGGGAUUCGUCACCUAGGGAAUGGGGCCUGCGCCCACGACCAGCUGGAGGUGAUUGAGCUGGACAACUGCCCACUGAUCACCGAUGCGUCCCUGGAGCACUUGAAGAGCUGUCACAGCCUUGAGCGGAUAGAACUCUAUGACUGCCAGCAGAUCUCACGGGCUGGCAUCAAGAGACUCAGGACCCAUUUACCCAAUAUUAAAGUCCACGCCUACUUCGCCCCUGUCACUCCACCCCCAUCAGUAGGGGGCAGCAGACAGCGCUUCUGCAGAUGCUGUAUCAUCCUAUGACAGCGGAGGUGGUCAGCCUUGGUGAACUGAGUAUUUAAUGACACUUCUAGACAUACCAUGGAGUCUCUCCGGUGGAAGCAACCCCAGCGUCCUGGGCAAGGGUUACAAAGCGAGGGCAGCGUCCAGAUCCCCAGAGCCACACACACAGGCACUUCACUCCAUCUGCUGUCGUUCUGUGACCAUGGCGCUGAGGUUCACACUGGCUGUCACAAGUGGGCUGGUAAAACAACCGUUGCAGUUGGACAUGCCCAGAAGCAGCUGCAGGCUGUGGUAGAGGGAGGGGACGUUCCAGCAGAGCCCAGUGUCACUGCUUCUGUGGUUUCUUUAUUUUAUUAAGGGGUGUCUGUGGGGGUUUUGAAACAGUAACUGUGAUCCUCCAGGGUGAGAGGUAGCAUGGGAAACAAUAUAUGACGUAUCCAGGGACCAGAAAGAAAACUUCUCUGCAUCCUAGAACUGGUAGCCAUCCACUGGGAGAUGCCUACACAACUUCUGGGCUUCCUUGUUCCCAUGCUAACAUGCUGAGCAUGCUCACAGAGAAGGCGCAUCCACUCAUCUGCUCUUUUAGCAUUUGACCCAGAGGUUUUUUUAGCGGCUGCAUUGAAAUCACUGGGGUCCAAAUAGAAUUCCUUUUCUUAUCUGCUCAGUUUGUCACUGUAUGUCACUGCACCCGUCUUCCGUUCUCUCGCUCACUGCCGCUCUCUUUCUCGUCCAGUCUGUCCUCCUCAGGAUGCUGCCCAUUCGGUUGUUACUCUGUUGCUGUUGUGUUUACAGUUUGCAUUUUGGAUGAAUUAGUUGGGGUCACCAAACAUUUUUAAAAGAAACAUCAAUAAAUAUUUUUUUAAUCUAACUUUUACCAUCAGGGGACCCUGCCUGAAUCUUUGCCAGUCUGGAAAGAAAUUUUAAAAAAAAAGCAGGAAAGUUAUGAUAAGAAGUAGUCAGACUGUAUGGAUGAUAAGAAACUUUCCUUUUGGUUUCUGUUGUAUCCUAUGCUGUAAGUUUGUUUGUGUGCUGUGCACUGUCCCCAGCACAUUUCCUUCCUACCACCCGCUGAGCUUACUAAGACAAGAGAAGUGCAUUAGUGUGUGGGGUGGGUGACAAAUCCCCAAACUGAGCCUGAAUGUCCCCGCUGCCCAAGCUCAAGCACAAAUGACCAACGUCCUGUGCCGACAGGCAUGUGGGUGCGAUCUCCACCUGUGUCUGAGUUCCUUAAACUACCUGCUUUGCAGCAGUGCUGCUGGGGUGGGGGCUGUGCUGGUUUCUUGAUCCCCUCCCACAGUUAAUUCUAUCAGGGAUACAAGAAGGGCCCUGUAAUGGCAGGUUGCCUGUGUGUUGACGGAAGACCUGAGCAUAUCAGCUGUCUCUCUGCAGACUUCCUCUGAAAGGGGAUAUGAAGACAGCCAGGUGGAAGCCCUGGGGCAGCCAGAGAGCCUGGAGAGGGAAUGAGCACCAGGCCUGGGCACCUGACACCAGAGCAGAGGGAGCAGGUUUAGUACUUAUGGCUCAGAGCCAAGAAAAGACUCUUUAAAGAAACUCAGAAAACGAGAGAAAUUAAAUGACGGUCUAAGGCACAUUUCUAAACCCCAAUGGUAGAGCCUUGUGUGAUUUGUAGUAGGGUAUGGGGGAAAGGGGCUUUUAGGACAUGGAUGUGCAAACCUGUGAUCCUGGUGUGUUAAAAGGGCUGUCUUAAUGCUAUAGGUACAGGUUCUGCCAAAAUACAUAGAAGUCUUAAGUCUGAUGUACCUCUCCAGCAAUGUAGAAAACAGUCAGAUGAAAGGCCUUCAUUCUAUACUACACGAUUUAUUUAUCAUAUUAAACCUAUUUAAAAUCUGAUUUUAUUAUGUUCAUUCGAAAGCUAAAUUACUUGUGUUUUUAUUCCUUUCCCCCUUUAUGUUCACAUUACCUUGACAGAAAUCUCUUUUCCUCUGAGACUGUCUUGUUACAUUGCUCACCUGGCUGGUCUCGGGCACCUGGACUCCAGUUACCCUCCUCCACCUUAGCCAGCACCCUGAGUGGCUGGGACUUGGAUGGCUAGUACUGCUUUGCCUGACAGGGCUAUUUGUGAACCUCCCACUCCCUCCCCCAGACAGAGUCUUACUCUGUAGCCCUGACUGGCCUGGAAUUUGUGGUUAUUUUCUUGCCUCGGCCUCCUAAAUGCUGGGAGUAUAAAGUUAGACUCGGUGCAAACAUACUCAUAAACACACUUGCAAAUGUAUUUAGAUGUAGAUCCCCCUAGGGUCUUUCAGACUAAACCAAAAGAAAUUGAGGGUCCGUCUGCUCUAAAGUAUGUUGUUUGAUUUUUUUUCUCCUAAGUGCCUAACAAGUUGGCAGUAAGACCUGAACACUGAGCAGGUGGUGGACACGGAUUUGAUUGGCCCAGUCUAAGUCAUUCAGGGACAUUUUUCCAUUAAACUUUGAAUGCGUCUCUUUUUUUUAAUAUUGUGUCAAAAAGUCUUAAAUGCUAUCUUCUCAGAGUGUAUUGCCACACGCAGGUUCAUUGGCUUUGUCUUGGUGACCCCUGUGGGCAAAUCACAACCUUUCUGGGCCAAGAACACAAGUCAGAAGGAGGAGGCCUGCUGAUGUAUAGCACCUGCUGCAUAUGGUCAGGCGAGCGUCCUGCUCCUUUCUCGGGUAACAGCAGGCCCAUCAUGCUUAGAGGAGUAGAGAGAAGCACUGACCUCUGAACCCAAGUGCUAGCUUCCCACACCCAGAAUACUCUUUAAGAAUUCAAUAGGGUUUUGGUUUGGUUGGUUGGGUUUGGGUUUGUUUUUAGGACUGGGGAUGGAACAGGGCCUUCUCAAGCAUCAAGCAAAUGUUCUACCACAGAGCCACAUCUUCAGCCCUAGUACUGCAUAACAUGAAAAACCUCUUUUGAGAAAGCCUACUGGGGGCUACCGCAGUGGCCAGAAGGGGAAGCACUUCUCAUGCGGUCUUACUAGAGUUCAGCCUCCAGAACAUUCAAAAGAGAGACCGGGAUGGAAUUCCAGCACUCCUGUAGCCAGGUGGAGGCAGGAGAAUAAGCCAAAAGCUUGAGGCCCUCCAUCCUGGAGUGCAUAACACUGACAGAAGCAAAAUAGACCCUGCCUUAACAAGGUGUGGAAGGAGAGAGCAGCUCCAGACUGUCCUUUGACCUCCAUACAAGGCGUGGCACAAACAUUCACAGGCAUAAACAUGCACUUUCACAAUAAACUACGAAAAUGAGGUAUAGUUGUUUGUGCAAAAGAUGCAGAGCUGAAAGAUUGCUGCAAGUACCAAGUCAGGUGGGGACACAUCGCAAGGAACGGUCUCUGGGAGUGGGGGUGGGGGGGAGCCCGUUGGUCCAUUUGUCUCAUUUACACCCACUUCAGAACACGCCUUCUACAAUGGGGGAAAAUAGUGACUAGCUAAAAGCUCUAGAAUGAGAUGGGGCCUCCGGGCUGAGGUCUGAGAUGAAAAGGCUCUUUCUUGUUUGAGGUCAACCUUGGCUACACUGUGACACUGUUUCAGCAUGCCAAGCAAAAAGAAUAAGGUACCCUCAAAGAUGUUGCCCUAAGCCUCCAGGUGGCUAGUGGGGAUUGCUGUUAUCUCUGGAGAAAGUUCUUGAAUAUACAGACAACCUCAGUUGUAGGCCCUGCUUCCCUGUGUCAUCUGUGAUAUUCCACCACCAUUAGCUGCUGCCAUUUUAUUAGCCCUAUGGAUGUGGCCGUCAGUCCUUCCAAUUCUUUCAGCACCCACCCUGCCCUCUGUCUAAAAGCUCUGUUGCAUUGUGGAACAUGUCAAGUCUAGCACCUUUGGAUUCCUUUCCCUGGUGUCAGUAAGCUGUGAUGGGCAGAACUAGAUUCAGUACAGUGGGGCGGAAAUGGCUUGGGAUGUGACUUACAUGAUGGUCCAUGGGGUUUGGUUUUUGGCUUAGAGUUGAAUUUGAGGUCUAACUGAUGUCUCUGAGGAGUAAAGGACCUAAUGUCCAUCUCUCCCAGUAUUUGAAAUAUUAAACCGCUCUACUUAAUGUUUUAGAAAUGUGUUUUACUGCCCCUGUUCUCGCCCUGACAGCCUCCCUGGAUGUGAAAGUAUUCCUAUGUCUACUAGGUUGAUGUAGCAGACAUGUAAGUCAGAAAUGGUGUUUUAAACAUUUCCCAGGGAAAGUUGGUGAGUUGCUUACCACGCUUUGUUAGGGUGUUCUGCACCGUUUGGAGUGUUUGUUGUAGCUAUGGGGCACUGACAUCCAAUCUGGACUAUUUGUAGCUGUGGGCCACUGAAGUCUAUUUGAUAUUUUCAGUUGUCUUUUAAAAUGUGUUUGAAACAUGCCUUGACAUGACAUUGUUAGGGCAUAGGAAAGUUGUCACUGAAAAGAGGAGAGUGACUCCCUCCCUGUCCGUGGGCAGCGUUGUAGGUGACAGUGUUGAGACUUGGAAAUCCUCAGAUCGUGACUGAUCUUGGGCUGUUAAGAUGGCUUGGCUGUGACUGUUUGCAGGCCAAGUCCAACCACCUGACUUGUGACGCCGAAGGAACAGAACUGAUGGCUGGAAAUUGUUCUGGCUUCCAUGGACGUACGUACCAUGCAAUCCAUGUGCACACCUGCAUUAUAAUUAAAGAUUAUUUAAACAAGGCUUAUUGCUCCAAAGUCAGGCAGCUCAUCUCUAGUCAUCAGUGAGAGCGUGGACAAGAACAGGCUCUGCUGAGCCUUUUCUGAAUUGUGUAGGUGGGUUUCUGUGCUGAUAGACCAGAGGAUAAGCCCAGCCUUCUCGGAGAAGAGCUAGUGUGUUUGCUUGGAGGUCUUGAAGCAGAAACCCUUAUAUGACCUGAGGACAAAAAUGUCUAAGUCAGAAUGAUGAGAGAGAGUAGGAAUCUCAAACCACCUCAUCUUUAUUUCUAUCUUAAGUCUGCAUCAGAAGAUGCAAAAGGCAGUGUGAUUAGCCCUGCUGAUUGAGAAUGAAAUUUGGCUGUAAAUACAAUAUCCAAAUGUCCUGACUUCACGCAUCUUUAUUCGCCAGCAAUAAUAUAUAUAUAUGCUAUUUAAGCACCGGCUGUUGUAAUCCUGCCUUCUUUUACCUGCUGGACACUACCAUAGGAGGCAGGCGAGUUGUUUCUGUGAAGGGCUCUGGAGAUUCCCAUUCGAGCCAGAUCCACUGUGCUGUGCACUUUGACUUCUCGGGAUGUCAUUUCUGCGUCUCUGGAGGGUUUCCACUAUCAUCCUCUCGUUUGAGUCUGAAUGACUCUUGGGAGUUUAGAAAGUUAUAUGUAAUAUUUGAGAGGGAAAAGCUGUUCUACAAACCACAUGUAGUGUGUUGGAGAACCUGCAAUUCUUUGGUCUCUGCCACAUGAGUAUGUUUGGUCUAAGGCUUUGUGGAGUCAAGUUUACAAAAGUGUCAGUACUUCUCAGCCAGAAUGGCUUGUAGAACAAGAACCGUGAACAAGCAGAAACCUAGUGAUCCUUUCCACUCUGUGUCCCCCAGGAGUUGGCAUGGGGAAAUGACAGCCAAGGCUCCUAAGAGGAUGCUUUGCCUCAGGAAGAGCAUCUUUCCUGAGCUCAUAGACUGUUCCUUCCCACAUGACGCAUUUGCUGGUUUUUUUCUUGGCGUCAACUCCAUGCCCUUUGGGUGGCAAUAAGGGCUUCCUUGCUUCUGGGCACAGCGUUAGUACCAGGCCAGGAGUGUAAACAGUGGACAAUAGUUCUUCCCCCUAGGAUGAAGUAGUGGUAGACAGGUGUCGUCUGCCAGGUCCCAGGAGAUCUUUGAAGUUAGUCUUUUGCUCCAUUUACUGUGUUAGCUCCAAUCUGCCCUGUAUUGCUGCUUAUGUGUGUUUCUUCGUGUACCCUAACAUUUCCCUCACAGCUCCCCAAAACAUUCAACCAUUUGUUGUUUGUAGCACUGGAGAACAGGGAUCUCUGAAGUCUUGAAGAUGACUGAGUGGUGUGGGUCAUUAGUUAGCUCCCUCCCCAGAGACACGAGUGUCCCGGUGCUGCCUCAGUGAGAGGAGCCUCGCUGUCGCUGUCCGGGUUUCCGUAGGAAGGCUUGCUCCUUGUAAGGAUCAUUUCUCACAUGUUUCUGACGACUGUUAAUCUCUAACAAGUAGGAGUGUGAGCCUGAUUCCCAUGACACCCUCCCUGACACACUAACACCUAGGUCCUCUUGACAUGUCCAUCCCAGAAUCUUUAGGCCAGCUCUUCCUCCCUCAUGUGACCCCAGAACUGACCCCAGGAAUCAGAGAUUCCCUCUGGAAGAGGCUUGAGCCCACUGUCUCUGCUCUAUCCACUCUGGCCGCCUCCUUUUUCCUCCCAGGAACUAUUUCCAGUUACUAUUUCCUGGUGGCUCUGCUCACCCUUGCCCACCUUCCAGUGACCCUGAGGGCUCAGGCCUGAGUGCCCUGCUUGGACUGUGCAGAGCUCAGAGCACUGUGAGGACCGCCCGCCCCUUCCUGUCAGGCUGCUCGGGGACAGAUGGAUUGGUACCUGGUGCUGUCUGCAGAACUCAGUCUUCAGUCCUGCGCCCCCCCCCCCACUCUGCUGACUCCCUGAGGGGUAGCAGGGCAGUCACAGUGUGAUCCCUGUGCCCUAGCUGCUGGCCUGACCUGGACUUAGCUGUAUGGGGGCUGCUGCUUGCUUGUUUUCUCACCAGGCCUGCGCCAACACUCGGCCACUCCCCAGGCCCCGAACUGUUCCCCAGUGGGGACUUAACACCACGUUCCAUUAGCUAAGUGACUGUAUGUACACCUCAUACUUCAGCAUCCGAGGAUGUGGGGGUGAGGAGGAUUGUUCUAAAGAAAUAAAAUCCAAGGAGGCAGUAGAUGAUUCUUUUUGCUUUAAAAUCUUUGGACUAAAGAUAUGUUUUUAUAUAUAUAAAUAUAUAAAGUAAAUUGUUAUGUAACUAUUAUUGUUUCCUGUAUGUUCUAAUUUUGUUUUAUGAUGUAAUUAAAGAAAAUAAGCCGUGAA